Messenger RNA from Suillus subalutaceus, 490 nucleotides. RefSeq lists its product as uncharacterized. The transcript is spliced from 7 exons. The coding region runs from base 7 to 459 and encodes 150 amino acids. The record is from RefSeq and is a predicted model, not a curated record. Lineage: Eukaryota; Fungi; Basidiomycota; Agaricomycetes; Boletales; Suillaceae.
UUCAGGAUGCACGCAAGUCACGACAAAUGGAAAAAUGCUAUUGCCUAUGCAAAUCGAAAUAAUGCACGAAACGGAAAGGCCCGAGUCGGUGAGUCUGAUAGUCGAGCUUGCAACAAUGUAAAAGCAGCAUUCCUCGAAUCGAAGUGCACCCAGCACCCCACAAUCAUGAAAGGAUUUUUGUCAUUUGUUCUCAUCUCCAUCGCUCUCCUGCAGACGACGGCAGCAGCACCCGCUGCGUCAGAGCACUUCCAAGCCGUCAAAAAGAGUGAGGGCGAGCAGAGUAUGUCUCAACUCAAUAUCGACGACAUAGAUAUCGAGAAGCGCAGCUGGAUGCUGUUUCGCUACGUUGUGGAUGAUGACGAUAAAGGUAAUUAUCUAGUGUUGGUCCUGUUUUCGAGUGUUCUACUUACUCCCUCUGUUAAAUACGCAAUUCUUGAAAACCCCGAAGGUAUGUCUUGAAGCCUAAGGUUAUGGAAGCGCUGGGACGUCU